AUGUCAGAUUUCAGGAUGACGGAGGAAGAGAUGAUCGCCGACGAUCCGCCUGAUGACCAGUUCAAGUAUGUUGUACCGCUGAAACUGAAAGGCUUCAAUUUACGUCGAAAAAAGUGGCUUGACCUCAAUGUCGAUCAACUCUCAGAUGUGCAAUGGAACAAGGCCGCAUUCAAGAACUUGGUAGUUGAAAGCAAAACUAAGGACCUUAUCCAGGCCUUGGUCAGUAAGCAACUAUCCAUCGAGAAAUCAACUGACCUCAUCGAAGACAAAGGGAAUGGACUGAUAUUGCUUCUACACGGCGGACCGGGCACUGGCAAAACUCUUACCGCCGAAUCUGUCGCCGAAAUUGCCGAAAAACCUUUAUACAGAGUGACUUGCGGGGAUAUAGGCAUUAAGGCUGACGAGGUAGAGCAGUAUCUCGAGUCUGUUCUUCACCUUGGGAAAAUAUGGGGCUGCGUCGUGCUUCUAGACGAGGCUGAUGUAUUCUUGGAACAACGGACGCUCGAAGACUUAGCACGGAAUGCACUUGUAUCCGUCUUCCUACACGUCCUCGAAUACUACGACGGAAUUCUCGUGCUCACAAGUAAUCGCGUCGGAACAUUCGAUGAGGCGUUCAGGUCUCGGAUCCAGCUUGCGCUCCAUUACGCUGACUUACAGGAGUACCAACGACAACAGAUCUGGAGCAAUUUCAUCACUCGAUUAGAGGGUUUUGAGGAGGAUAUCGACAUAUCAGAACUGCGAGACAAUGUGCAGCGUCUCGCGAAAGAAGAGAUGAACGGACGACAGAUCCGGAACGCGAUAACAACAGCGCGACAGUACGCCGAAUGGAAAGGAGAGAAGUUGACAUACAAGCAUCUGGAAUAUGUCAUUGAGGUCAGCGGCCGCUUCGACAAGUAUUUGGACAAAUUGAAUGGGGGUUGA
Exophiala bonariae is the source of this 921-nucleotide messenger RNA. RefSeq lists its product as uncharacterized. Gene Ontology annotation, molecular function: ATP hydrolysis activity; ATP binding. The transcript has a single exon. Bases 1 to 921 code for a protein of 306 amino acids. The record is from RefSeq and is a predicted model, not a curated record. NCBI's taxonomy places the organism in Eukaryota, Fungi, Ascomycota, Eurotiomycetes, Chaetothyriales, Herpotrichiellaceae.